Columba livia (rock pigeon) is the source of this 1195-nucleotide messenger RNA. Its product is annotated as syntaxin-1B. The transcript has 10 exons. Gene Ontology annotation, cellular component: SNARE complex; synaptic vesicle; plasma membrane. Gene Ontology annotation, biological process: intracellular protein transport; synaptic vesicle fusion to presynaptic active zone membrane; exocytic insertion of neurotransmitter receptor to postsynaptic membrane. Bases 226 to 1092 code for a protein of 288 amino acids. NCBI's taxonomy places the organism in Eukaryota, Metazoa, Chordata, Aves, Columbiformes, Columbidae. Gene Ontology annotation, molecular function: SNARE binding; SNAP receptor activity. The record is from RefSeq and is a predicted model, not a curated record.
CGCAGCCGCCGCCGCCGCAGCCCCGGACGCCUGGGUCCCCUCCCGGACGCCUGGGUCCCCUCCCGGACGCCUGGGUCCCCCCGGACGCCUGGGUUCCUUUCCCUCCCCCCUCCCCCCAACCCCAUCCUGACCCCCUCCCCCCCCUCCCAUCUCCCGGACGCCUGGGUCCCCUCUCUCUCUAUCCUCCGGACGCCUGGGUCCCUCCCGGACGCCUGGGUCCCCACCAUGAAGGACCGGACCCAGGAGCUCCGCAGCGCCAAGGACAGUGACGAUGAGGACGAGGUCGUCCACGUCGACCGCGAUCACUUCAUGGACGAGUUCUUUGAGCAGGUGGAGGAGAUCCGCGGGUGCAUCGAGAAGCUGUCGGAGGACGUGGAGCAGGUGAAGAAGCAGCACAGCGCCAUCCUGGCCGCCCCCAACCCCGACGAGAAGACCAAGCAGGAGCUGGAGGACCUGACGGCCGACAUCAAGAAAACGGCCAACAAAGUGCGCUCCAAGUUGAAAGCCAUCGAGCAGAGCAUCGAGCAGGAGGAGGGGAUGAACCGCUCGUCGGCCGAUCUGCGCAUCCGCAAGACACAGCACUCGACGCUGUCCCGCAAGUUCGUGGAGGUGAUGACCGAGUACAACGCCACCCAGUCCAAGUACCGCGACCGCUGCAAGGACCGGAUCCAGCGCCAGCUGGAGAUCACCGGGCGGACGACCACCAACGAGGAGCUGGAGGACAUGCUGGAGAGCGGGAAGCUGGCCAUCUUCACCGAUGACAUCAAGAUGGACUCCCAGAUGACCAAGCAGGCGCUGAACGAGAUCGAGACGCGGCACAACGAGAUCAUCAAACUGGAGACCAGUAUCCGCGAGCUGCACGACAUGUUCGUGGACAUGGCCAUGCUGGUGGAGAGCCAGGGGGAGAUGAUCGACCGCAUCGAGUACAACGUGGAGCACUCGGUGGAUUACGUGGAACGCGCCGUGUCCGACACCAAGAAGGCCGUAAAGUACCAGAGCAAGGCGCGGAGGAAGAAGAUCAUGAUCAUCAUCUGCUGCGUGGUGCUGGGCGUGGUCCUGGCCUCGUCCAUCGGGGGCACCCUGGGCCUGUAGCCCCUCCCCCCGCCCCUCCCCCCCCCAUUAAUCACCCGUUAAUUAACUCCCGCGAACGAGACCGACCCCCCCGCGCGCCCCCAAUAAACAAUGAGAUGAUUCA